Molecule: messenger RNA, 11374 nt
Organism: Rhineura floridana
Lineage: Eukaryota; Metazoa; Chordata; Lepidosauria; Squamata; Rhineuridae
Gene: ZBTB37
Product: zinc finger and BTB domain containing 37
Exons: 4
Coding region: 165-1676 (503 amino acids)
Biological process (GO): regulation of transcription by RNA polymerase II
Molecular function (GO): protein binding; RNA polymerase II cis-regulatory region sequence-specific DNA binding; DNA-binding transcription factor activity, RNA polymerase II-specific
Source: RefSeq, a predicted model, not a curated record
GAAAACCGUUUCUCUGGGGCAGGGGGGGAAAGGCUAGUCAAUCAGGGAAGCGGGGGGAAUGUUCUUCCGGGACGCGGCUCUUCUGGGGGUUUCGCUUCCGGAAGGGUGUUCGGGCUCGUCCCACCCCCCCCUGGAGGGUUGCUCCACCUGCAACUGGAGCCGUCAUGGAGAAAAGUGGGAACAUUCAGUUGGAGAUUCCUGACUUCAGCAAUUCUGUUCUGAGCCACCUCAACCAGCUGCGCAUGCAGGGCCGGCUGUGUGACAUUGUGGUCAAUGUGCAGGGCCAGGCAUUCAGGGCACACAAGGUAGUGCUGGCUGCCAGCUCGCCUUACUUCCGGGACCACAUGUCACUCAACGAGAUGAGCACCGUCUCCAUCUCUGUCAUCAAGAACCCCACUGUCUUUGAGCAACUGCUCUCUUUCUGCUACACUGGGCGGAUAUGCCUCCAGUUGGCUGAUAUCAUAAGCUACCUGACUGCAGCCAGUUUUCUGCAGAUGCAACAUAUUAUAGACAAGUGUACACAGAUCUUGGAGGGCAUUCAUUUCAAAAUUAAUGUGGCUGAGGUUGAAGCAGAAUUGAGCCAAACAAGGGCAAAGCAUCAAGAACGGCCUCCAGAAUCUCAUCGGGCUUCCCCAUCUCUGAAUCGCUCUUUGAGUCCACACCACAGCACCCCAAAAGGAAGCCGAAUGGGCCAGGUCAGCACCGUGCUGGACAUUCGGGAACUUAGUCCUCCUGAGGAGUCUACAAGCCCUCAGAUAAUUGAACAGAGCUCAGAUGUGGAGAGCAGGGAGCCCAUACUGAGGAUUAAUAGGGCAGGUCAGUGGUAUGUGGAGACGGGAGUGGCAGACCAUGGUGGGCAGGGUGAUGAUGAUGUCAAAGUUCUUGGAGCAGUACGAAUCAAAACAGAAAACCUGGAGGAGUGGCUGGGGACAGAAAAUCAGCCAUCUGGAGAAGAUGGAAGCAGUGCUGAGGAGGUCACCGCCAUGGUAAUUGAUACUACAGGCCAUGGAUCAAUGGGACAGGAAAGUUACACUUUAGGCUCAUCAGGAGCAAAAGUGGCCAGGCCAACCAGCACUGAGAUUGACAGAUUUAGCCCUUCUGGUAGUGUGGUUACUGUCAAUGAGCGGUACAGGUCAAAAAGUGAAUCUCCAUGGCGGAUGGAUGAACCUAAGCAACCCAGUUCCCAGGUGGAAGAGUCUGCCAUAGUAGGAGUGAGUGGCUAUGUUGAAUAUCUCCGGGAACAGGAAGUAUCUGAACGGUGGUUUCGCUACAACCCACGUCUCACUUGCAUCUAUUGCGCCAAAUCCUUCAACCAGAAGGGCAGCCUGGACCGGCACAUGCGGCUCCACAUGGGUAUCACACCCUUUGUUUGUCGUAUGUGUGGCAAAAAGUAUACUCGCAAGGAUCAGUUGGAGUACCAUAUCCGCAAACACACAGGCAACAAACCCUUCCACUGCCACGUCUGUGGGAAGAGCUUCCCCUUCCAGGCCAUCCUCAACCAGCACUUUCGUAAGAAUCAUCCUGGCUGCAUGCCUCUGGAGGGGCCACACAGCAUCUCCCCAGAGACCACUGUCACGUCAAGAGGGCAGGCUGAGGAGGAAUCUCCUCUUCAGGAAGAAAUCAGCUUGGUGGGGGAGACAGCACAGGGUUCUGUGUCCACCACUGGGCCAGACUGAAGUGGAAUGCAAGGGUGUGUGAGGGGGAUCCUCUCUAGCUGUAAGCAAACCCCAGUGAGAUGGUGAGCUUGUGUUCUCAUUUGUGCAAUGUCGCCGCCGGACAAAGAAGCUCCCAAGAUGUUGCCAAAAUAGAACAGAUACAAAAAAAAAGGAUGGGACAAAAACUAGGCCAACUAACCUCUGAUUCAGGGAUUGACAGCUUUUUUUGGGGGAGGGGGCUUUUUAAAAAAUGUAUUCAGUAGAGAUCAAGAAGUGACAGCUUUUUUAUUUCUUGGCAGCAGACCCUGUAGUCCUGUGGGCUGUAGAGGUAUAGCUGUGGUGAAUGCAGAGCACUAGUGUCUGUAUUCAUCAGAGUGGUUGUAUCACUGAAGAAGUCAUGAAGACAAGAACUGGUUAUUCUCCCUCUCUCUUCGCUCCCGCCCCCUCAAACUUUCCAGGUAAUUCUUGAGAAGAAUGGUUGUCCUGGUAAAACCUAACUUGUCUAUUUUAUCUCAUUUUAUUUUAGUGUGUCUCUUAAAAGUUGACCCAUUACUUAAUGACUUUUUGGUUUUUGGUUUUUUGGCUUGCCCAUUCAAGGUGCAUGAUCUUGCCUAUUUGUGAUGAGGCAAGCAACUUUUGAGCAGUAUUUUAGGUGACACAAUGUUUAAUUAACUAAGCUACUGAAAAAGAGGGUAGUGGCUGUGAGGCUCUGCCAUGUUUAGGGGGAAUAUUUUCAGUUGCAAAAGGUGGAUAGCUCAUAAUCCUUUGCAAUUUUUGCUCAGUGUCUGGGCUCUGCGAAGACUAUAAAAAUAGAAUGAGGUUUCUAGUCAUGAUGAAUUGUUAAGAUAGCGGCUUUGUCCCAAAGGUCAUCUUUUGCCUCCCUUGCACUUGAUCUAAUAUAACAGCAAUAUGUGUAUAUCAAAAUAGUCAAAUCCCAAUGGGGAAAGAAAUCAUGGCUUGUCUGUUUAUGAAUGUCUCUGUAUUUGGUAUUUUUCUAUGAAAAAAUGCAGAAACAAUCUACAUAAUUUAGAAGGGUCAAUUUCAAUUUUCUUGAACCUAUGUAGGAUUUUUUCAUACGAGUUUACUGGAAGAAUAAGAGUGCAGCUGCCAACCCCAGCAAAUACCUAUCUCAAGUUUCCCAGAACAUUGCUUGUCAGUGAAAGGUUACAGGUGCAGAAGGGCAAAUCUCUUGAAUGUGUAUCGGAGACUUGCAAAAUAAGCAGCAACAGUUUAAGCUCUGCUUUGGUGCUGAACUGAGUUGAUGUACAAAAAAGGCCAAGAGCCACAGGCUUUGCAGCUGGUAUCAUGCUGGUAUUGCUGAUGACGUGAUUAUCAAGUAAUUAGCUGAUUGAUGGGAAAAGAACAGGGAAAGCGAAGAGAAGGCAGAGGUUUUUAAAUGGGGUGGUGGUGGUAUCAUGCUGUCAUUAUGGGAAGGAAGAGAUGGCCUUAUGGCAAACAUGCUGGUUCUUUAUACUAACACUGGGCCAGUCCGGUCUCCUGAGACAAGUUUCCUUGCUUGUAAAAAUGGGGCUGUUUUGAGUGGUAGAACAAAGGAAAGCAGAUACGUGUUCGAUUUCCUCCCCCCUUCUGUUUUUUUUGUAUUAACUGAGAAAUUCAUCCUGUUCUCCAUCUCAUGGGGAGAAAGUUGUUUUGCUUUGUGGUCACAGAAAAUGGAACCAUCAAAAAGAAGCUGAAGUGUUGAAAGAGACCCUCCUAAACAAACUCUCUCGCACUCUCAUUUGGCUUGAAGCAGGGAGGGUAAUAGAGAGAUAUGAAUAUAUAUGCUGCUUUAGUUAUAGCUUUCAAAUCUACCAAAAAAAGAAAAAUUACACUAAAGAGCAUUGAAAGAUAUUUCUAGUUACUUAUAACAAAGAUUUUAAGCGUUUAAAAAUAGAACUUUAAAAAUAUUACCAAACUGUAAGGCAUACAUUUAUUUAUCUACACUUAUGUUAUAUGUAGUUAUAAUGGGAAAGUUUCUCAGCUGAGCUGGUGAUGGUGUUGUAAUGGCUAUACAGAAGAGUUCUCUCCAAAACAGAAUUGCAGCAAAAUCCGUCCAAGUUUAGGUGGCAUCGAGUUGAAGUGGAAUAUUGAACGUGGUAUUCACAGAAGUGUGAGUUUCUUGAACAAGUUGUUGUUGUACUAGUACUGUGAACAGAGGAGCAGCCAAGAAAUCCAGGAUCAUGCCAGCAAUUCCCUGCUUGCUGAUAAGACUCCUCUUUAGUUAGCUUGGCCACAAUUAUUAAACACUUCUUACAUUUUUGCCUGAGCUUAGUUUUAAUAGAAAAAUAAAGCUUGUGAAAGGUGUUUUUAACUUGCCACUGUAGAAACAUAUCUUUUCUAAUUGCAUGUGAACGAGCCAAUAUUCUUGCCCAGAUCUCAUUGAAAUGAGGUUUGCAGUUUGUAGCUAAAGUGGGUGACCUCAUUCAGAUGUAACACUAAACUUUCACUUAGUAUUAUGAGAACAAAUCUACAUGAUCCUUAGGGCUGCACAUUCCCACCCACCCCUCUUUUAGUGCAGCCGCAAGAAUGAGUUCACAAGGUUUGGUUUCUGUUUCAGAUUAACUAGAGGUUAGCAUGUUGUCUGAACUCUAGGGUGUGUUCAUACAACCGAACUUCAAACCAUAAUUCAUGAAGCUGAAUUGUUUCAAUGGACUAUAGUUAAGAUUGUAAUUACAGUUCAAGGUUUAGAUGACAUGCAAACCUACAGUUAAUUUAAAACAGAAGCAGAAGCUUCCAAUUUCUGUGCAGCCACACUGAAGGAGAGGGGAGGGGGUAGCACAGGAGCUCAAGGCUUGCUGCAGUUUAUUCCUACAAUGCUACUUGGUUUACAUUAUGUCCAAACGCAGCCACUAAGGAAUGCAAUUGAGGAACAUUAUUUUGUGCAUGCAAAUGUGUACAAAGAACUUGGGGGAUCUAGAUCUCUCUUUGGCUGUCAGAUACUCUCUUAACAAAGUUUUAGUUAUUGCCAAAAAAAACAAAACACUCCUGAGACUGUGACCUUUUAUUCAGAAAGCAAGGUUCUAGCCCUGAUAGUAACAGAGAGAUUCCUGAAAUUCCUUUGGAGCUAGAUUGAGGUACGGGCCUUCAAUAUUCUGGAAGAUAUUGAUAGUAAGGGACUGGCCCUUCUGCACUCAGCAGAGAUAUGUAACCUUUUGACUGAUUUUUUUUAGUGUGUCAGCUUUUUUCUUGAUUGUGACAGAAUAAAUGAAAACAAAAAGGUAGAAAUCUUGUAGAGAAUUGCAUUCAGAUUGUACACCUAAAUAAAACACAAACAUUACAUGAAUGUCUGCAAACAGCUGUGAUUUGCAUCGUUCCAAUCAGGCCUGGCAUCAGUACAUGCCAUUCUUGAGUAGCUGCUGGGGCCCUAGGAGGGCCCACUGCUGAUGCCUGCUUUGGACCACCCUCCUUUAAAAAAGUGGCUGCAUCUGGGAGCUGCUAUUUACAUUUCUCACAAUUCCCCAAUGUACAGUUACUCUGGGGCAUUGUGGAAAAUUAAAGGAGUGGCUCCUAGGCAUCUAGCACUGAUCUAGAGCUCUGUGGCUGCCUACAGUUGCCACCAUGGCCAGGUAAGACUGCCAUGGCCUGCCACCUAGAAAGCACUUUAACCAAGGGCUACCUGGAACUGGGCUUGAUUCCAGUUGCAGAGUAUUAAAAUUGAGUUUAUUUGAUCAGCCUUGCAAAUGCCUGAGUCUCGGAGCUUGAGAUAAAAGGGAUGGUGUCUGGUAGACCAGAGGACAGAACCAACAGUGCCUAAAGAGGAUGGCAUUUGGCCAGUUGGGAGAAAAAUUUGGCUCUGCUUGGCAGCUCAGAGCAAAUAGCAAAACCUCUUCAAACCACACAGAAAACAGCCUGAUGUGUUCCUUGACUCUACCCUGGGGUUGUACCCUUUCCCCUGGGUACUCAGAGAAGAAGGCUAAAAUUCAAACCCUAAGGAUUAGGUCAGUUCUUUUUUCUGAAGUUGAUUCUUUUUUAGUUAUUAGACUGCAAAUUACUAACGCAGGUGUGUGUGGGCUGGUGGAUGCGUAACACAUUUUGUGGGCUCAUUUGCCAGGCUGGUUUUGUUGCAUACACAAACUGGUUUCAACAUCUUCAUGCUUUGUGUAGCAAUAUUGAUAAUAUCCCUGUGUAUUGCUAGCUAUUUUCAAAAGAUAGUGGCAAAUGUUGCCAGUAGGGUUAUGUAUAACUGAAAAAAACCUGUCGAUACUUAACAUUUGACUAAUUUUUCCAUUGUGGAGCAGUUGCUUAUACAGGAGUUACCAUGUUUGCUGCUAAAACCUCAGCCUUGACUCUGCUAAUACAUAUGCCAUCAAAGGUAUUAGCCUAGUCCAGGCGCUGUGUCCUUAGGGAAGACUAAGGAGUGACUAUACUGUGAUCUCAGCCACAGGGGAGGCAAAUAUAGUUUUUUGUUUGGAUUCUCCAGUGCAGAUGAGCUGGCAAUCUGCCUUUCUAUUCAGUGCAGCUACAGGUUUUUACCCUUGCUAAACUGUGAUUUCAACUGUGAUUCAAAGGGGAAGUGAAACCCUUCCAUAUCAUAAUACCUCAUUAACUAGUGGCCAAUAGCCUGGUAGUUGUGGUGAAUAACUUGUCUCAUUCCUUUCAACGGGACUUAAUAAAAACUAAUAUUACCUGGAUCAGGCCACUGUUUUCUCCUUCAAUGCCAGAAAAGGCCAAGAAGUCUAAUUUUGAUAGCUUGCCUAAGGUAAUUCCCUCUUGAGGGGUAGGAUAGAUUUCAUCGCUCUAUGCUUGCAAGAAAACAGAAAAUAAAAUGCAAGUAAUAAUAACCUUCAGAAUGUGAAAUUUGCAGUUGUCUCCCUGAGUCUGCUGCUAUGCAUUUAUGUUGCCAAAAGCAAUAGAGUGAAUCUGAUGUAAUUCUGAACCAUAACAUUGCUGCACUAGGAAACAAAUAGUUGACAAUAAAAAAAAAUGUAGAUUGACAGUGCCACUGAACUCAGUUGAACUUAAUUCUGAUGGGGCAUGCAUGGGAUUGGAUUGUAAGGGCAGCAUCUCAAUUGUCCCAGAGUGCAGCACACAGAAUAAAGGGCUCAAGUUGGAGAAAGCCAGAUUUCAACUGAACAUCAGGAAAACCUUCCUAACUGUUAGAGCGGUACGUAAUUGGAAGCAAUUAUCCAGGGAGGUGGUGGGCUCCAACACUGGAGGCAUUCAAGAGACAGCUGGGCAGGCAUGUGUUGGGUAUGCUUUAAUUCCUGCAUUGAGCGGGGGGUUGGACUCGAUGGCGUUAUAGGCCCCUUCCAACUCUAUGAUUCUAUGAUCCAACAUUCUUGCUCUGCUAGUGCAAGAGAUGUCUACUUGGGACACUGAAUCUCCCUUCCUCUCCUCCCCUGCAGCUCUCCUCCCCGCACACCCUCAGAAUAGGCUCUAGAGGGUUGAGAGACCCUCCAGAGCAGAUUUUGGGGAUACUCAAGGUUAGAAGAGGAAGGGAAAGUCCCAUUGCUUCCUGUAAAAAUCUGGCUUCCUGUAACUUGAGCCCAUUAUUCUAUGGUCUGCAGUCUGGGAUGACCGAGAAGAGAUCCUGGUCCUCCUCUGUGUGACAUCCUUUCAAGCAUGAAGAUAAAGAACAAUAGUGUAAAUCCUACUUUAGGGCUUUUAAAUAAAAUCUAGGUUUGGUAAAAGAAGGGUUUGGGAUAGUGUCAUACCAUUUUGUAAUUUGCCACUUCCUUGUCCACUGCUGAUGACUAGCAAUUGUUCCCUGGUGAGCAGAUGCAGUGCAAGUUAACUAAAUGACUUACUCCAUCACAGUGGCAUGCCACACAGUAUCCUGCUGUUUAAAGUCAUGAUGGCAUGAACUGCUGUUUGCUACAAACUCCAACCUGAGGAAUAAAGCAGUGCUGUGUGGGCUGUUUGUGGAGCUGAGCUACUCUGCACUCUGUUUCUGGAUUGGAAACUGCCAACACAGCCCCAUGGCUAUACAUGAGGACCACACAGAGCUUUACUGACAUUAGUUAGAAAUACAGGAUAAAUCUAUUGGCUAUGCAUGUGCCUCUUUCAAUAUCUUUUGUCUUAAAUGAGCUGCUGGCACUGGAUCAGAAGGAGCCAACUUGUUGGUCAUAUGUUGUUGUACUAUAAUUCCCGUUGUCCCUGUGGUGGCUGGGGCUGAUGGGAGUUGGAAACCAACAUCAUCUGGAGGGUCACAGAUUCUGCAUCACUUACCUAGAUAAUAACCCUACCUACAGCUGUGCUGCAUUUCUAAAGUUGCCUGUCUUGACCUUAAAACAACUGGUAUGAGAAAGUAGCUCUGUGAAGCAGAAAAGCAGAAAGAUCUAACCAACAGAUUCUUAACAAGAUCUAACCAACAGAUUCUUAACAAGAUCUAACCAGCAGAAGUGGCUAUAUUUAUAGCAAGAUGCUAUAGUUGUUGCUGUGUUGCUCCCAAGGAAUGAGGGAUACUUCACCCAGUGAGGCUCCAGCUUUCCACAUGAAAAGAGGUAUCUUUGUUCCUUUGAUGACAGAGAAUGCUAUCUACAAAGUGUUGAGAAUCCCCUAUUUCCUUGGCAUAUGGAACAUUACUAACUGGAGAUGGAGCUGCCUCUGCUCAUGCUGAGCUCUGUGUGUGUUGAAGUACCCGCGUGAGCCAUAAGAACUGCAGGAACAGAGCAAAAGUUGAUGACAAGUAGCAGAAUUUUUUAGUAACACAGAGUUCUUUGUCAGAUAGGAGCUUGUAGUAUGGAGCAUUUUCAAAAUAACUGUUGCCAAGAAUUUAAAGCUUCAGAAAAAUGUUUCUCUUGUUAGUGGGUUUUUAUUUGUGCUGUGUUUUAUGUGCAGAUUUUCAGUUUAAGAAUAACACAGAUGGAACUACUAUGUCCAUUUUUUUAAAAAAGCAAAACAAAACCCUAGAAAUCUGCCGAAUACAAAUGGGGUUGAUGUUCUGGUAAGAAAAAAAUUGUUCACUCUUUAAAAAAAAACACCUGUCUAUGAUUUGGAAGAAGAUUGCACCAGAGUAAGCAGCUAAGCAUACUGAACAAAACAUAGCCACUUGAAUCAAUUAACUACAGAAACAAACCAAGGUUGUUUAAGUGGAAUUUAAAAGCUUUGGGGUGAUAGUUGGGAAAAGAAGAAAGACCUGAAAUUUGCUUGGCUUGAUAGGGAACCAUGAAGUUUCCAGGCUGGUAUAUGACUUGAUGAUGUACUGAAAAAAUGGCUGGAAUUGGUUGCUUUAAUGUUAGUGGGUUAAAAUCUAGUAUCUGAAAGUUGCUUCUUGUAAUACAUCUUGUGGAUAGAGGAUGGCUCCCAGGAGUUGCUCUCCUAUCUGCAUAGAUGAAUCAGUGUCAUCCAGUUCAUGUACUUGCUACGGAGUCGAUGUCUGGAUAAUGAGUCUGUUAGAAGAAAGCCAGCAAUAUAUAUACUGGGCUGAUUGGUGUGUUUGCACUUCAGAGAAUGAAAUCUUGCACAUAUAAAUGUAUACUAAUAAAUAACUUUAUGCAAAUUAGACUAAAUUAUGUGCAUUAUUUAGCAUUAUGUUCACAUUUUGAAUAUGAUUAGCUCUUUAAAAUAAAAGCACAGUUAGGAGAAUUUGUCAGUUAUGUUAUAUUAGCAGCGAAGUAAAAUAUUGGCCUUGGAUAUAAAGACCACUAAAAAUUAUAUACAACAUAAUUUUAUUUUGCUUUUAAGCAAAAAGAUUUCUGUACCAAUCAAAUGUAACCUGUGCUCAGAAUAAAAUAUAUAAUAUAUGUAAAUUUUAUUUUACAUAAAUAUUCUCUUUUCUCUGAAUUGAUCUUUGAAUUUGUUUGAAAAAUUGAUACUUUGGGCCAGGAAGCAAGUUGGCAAGGAAACUAUGGGUAACGGAGGCAUGGGUGGAGCCAUAUGGCAUAACACGGCCGCAGCAGGAGAGUGACUGGAGACCCUGGUGGUGGAUCAAUGCAUUUUUUAAAUUCUGUACAUUAAUUGUGUAAGAAGUACUUAGCAUAAGAAUUCUCUUGCUGGAUCAUGUAAUAGAAUGUUUUCUUCUCCCUCCUUCCCUCCCCCCCCCAGCAAGCUGAGAUGACCAAGAUUCUAUAUCAGUAGCCAGAUUCUUUGCCACGUGUGAUAAUCCAGACUUGUAUGGGGUUGUGGAAGACUUACUUGCUGUGCCUGGAAAGCGUCCUGAAUCUGCAAAAAGUAAUAUUAAAAAAGCCCUGAAUUACAUGAAAGAAGAUUUCUAUAGAUUUGUACUUGUUUACAGGCUGUCCAUGUGAAUAUGAUAUUUGUGGUCCAUUUCAGCAGUUUAAUAUAAAAUAAUACUUUCCAGCCCUAAGAUCAUACUCCAUGUACCAUAAUAAUCUCACAGCCCACUCAGACACAUAGAUAAUCGCCAUGAUAAAUUCAGAUAUUGAUGUUAAUUCCCAGCAGUUGCUGUGUAACAUGGAAAUGAACAUCUCUGUGUUGGAGAGGAAAGCAAAUAGAUUUUAGAGAGCAUGGGCUAGCUUGUUUCAUUCAAACUGAGAAGUUCUGUUCCCAUAAGAAUCACAUGUGCUUGGCAUCCACUGCAUCCCCUUCUAUUACGAAUGUGCUGUUGUGGUUAGAGUAUCAGGGAGGUUCAGAUCUCCACUUAGCUAUGAAGCUCUCAGAAUGACUUUGGGCAUUCACUCUCAGCAUAACCUACCUACCUCACAGGGUUGUUAUGAGAGGCUGAGGAAAGAACCAUCUCUACUGCCGUGAUUCCUUCGGGAAAGGUUAGGAUAAAAAUGUACUAACUAAAUAAAAUAUUCUGGCAAGACCCUUCUGCAAUUAUUCCACAUUUUUGUAUUAAAUUAUUUAUUUAUUUAUUAAAUUUAUAUCCUGCCCUUCCUCCCGGAAUUACACUUUUGAAACCUGCAUCCUCUCCGCUGCCUCUCCCGAGCCUCCUUGUUCCUUCCUGCCAAGCCAUUCCAUUGCAGUUGCCUUUUACAGUGGGAAUGGCUUCAUCUGUUCCUGCAGGACUUCCAGUCUGUAAGUCCUUUAUGGGUCCAGUGCAAGCUUGUCCCCUACGUUCUUCCUGGUGGCCAGUGUUUUGAUGGAACAAAAUGGGGAGAUGAGAAGACAGGGCCAUUUCUGCUUCCAUAGAUGCAGAGUGAAAAGAGGGAGACUGUUCCCCUUUCCCUGCUACAUUUAUCCAUAGAUUCUAGUCACUGGUUAAGACCUGCUUAAGUUGUUGGUGUAUAGAGCAACCCCCACCCCCAGGGAAGUAGCUGAAGAGACACAAUGAACUCCUUUCUGUUUUAGCUCACUUCUCUAUAUUUAUUGGGUAUGUUCUCUCCCAGCCCAUCCAGCAUAAUUUGAGUAGAUGUGUGCGAGUAUUUUUUUUCUUCAUGGUUAUGUUUAUAUGGUGCUCUGUUCAAUAAUUCUUUGAGUCUGUCUUGUCUUCACUGGUAUUCCAAUUUGCCAGAGAAUUCUGUGCUGUGGGACAAACCUAAGAGUUUGCUUGUAGAAGUUCUCCGGUUCAAUCCCUGGCAUCUCCAGGUAUUUCUGAGUGAAACCUGUUGAAACCCUAGAGAGCUGACACAAUUCAGCGUAGACAAUACUGACAGUACCCAGUGGGUCUGACUCUGGUCCCAUCGGCACUGAACAUUUAAAAACAGCCAUGGCUUCUCCCAAAGAAUUCUGGGAACUUAGUUUGUUAAGGGUGCUGAGAGUUGUUAAGAGGACCCCUCUUCCCCUCACAGAGCUACAAUUCCCAGAGUGGCUUAACAAUCACUCUUCCCAGGGAAGUCUGGGAAUUGUAGCUCUGUGAGAGGAAGAGGGGGUCU